AUGUCUGACCAUGAAGGUGGCAGGAAGGAGCCCCUGAAGCAGCCCAUGAAGCAGGCCAAGGACAUAGAUGAGGAAGAUAAGGCACUCAAGCAGAAACAGAAAGGGGAGCAGAAGAAACUCAAGGAGCUAAAAGCAAAGGCUAUGGGGAUGGGCCUCCUGGCCACAGGUGGAAUUAAGAAAUCUGACAAAAAGUAA
Puma concolor (puma) is the source of this 195-nucleotide messenger RNA. Lineage: Eukaryota; Metazoa; Chordata; Mammalia; Carnivora; Felidae. The record is from RefSeq and is a predicted model, not a curated record.